GCUUAUCACAAUUCUUCUCUCUCUUUCUAUCCCCGUUUUUCUCUUUCUCCUCCUUCAAAUCCCUAGCCCCCUUUCCUUGUAUAAAUACUCAGCCAGAAGAGCUCCAACACAGAAAAAGCUAGAGAGAGAAAGUAGAGCGAGAAAAUACUGAAACCCUUCCUCGCCAUUCUCGUUCUGCUCCGACGCCUGUCGAUCUGUGCCGAGGAAUCUCUGGCAGGUAUUGUUGAUCUGUUCGGUUUUGGAUCUUUCAGGCGAGUUUUGUUUAACCACUUCAGGGCAACGUCAUGUCUUCGCUCAGCAGAGAGCUUGUUUUUCUUAUACUUCAGUUUCUCGACGAAGAGAAAUUUAAGGAGACUGUUCACAAGUUGGAGCAAGAAUCGGGAUUUUUCUUUAACAUGAGGUAUUUCGAGGAUAUGGUGACGAAUGGGGAGUGGGAUGAGGUGGAGAAGUACUUGUCUGGUUUUACGAAGGUCGAUGACAAUAGAUACUCCAUGAAGAUCUUCUUUGAGAUACGGAAGCAGAAGUACUUAGAAGCAUUAGACAAGCAAGAUCGAGCUAAAGCGGUGGAUAUUCUAGUGAAGGACUUGAAAGUAUUCGCAGCAUUUAAUGAGGAGCUUUUUAAGGAAAUCACACAAUUGUUGACUUUGGAUAACUUUAGACAUAAUGAACAGCUAUCUAAGUAUGGAGAUACAAAAUCUGCCAGAGGCAUAAUGCUGGCUGAACUGAAGAAAUUAAUAGAAGCUAACCCUCUGUUUCGUGACAAGCUUCAAUUUCCUACCUUGAAGAACUCCAGAUUGCGGACUCUAAUUAAUCAGAGUUUAAAUUGGCAGCAUCAACUUUGUAAGAAUCCGAGGUCUAACCCUGACAUAAAGACCCUUUUUGUAGACCAUAGUUGUGGGCAACCAAAUGGUGCACGGGCCCCAUCCCCUGUCACCAAUCCCUUAAUGGGUGCUGUCCCAAAGGGCGGAGGUUUCCCACCAUUAAGUGCUCACGGACCAUUUCAGCCCACACCUGCUGCUCUUCCAACAUCCCUUGCUGGAUGGAUGGCCAACCCAUCUCCUGUUCCACACCCUUCGGCUUCUGCAGGACCCAUAGGUUUGGCUGCAGCUAAUAAUGCAGCAGCUAUUUUAAAGCGCCCCAGAACCCCUCCUACCAAUAACCCAGCUAUGGACUAUCAAACUGCAGAUUCAGAUCAUGUAUUGAAGAGAACAAGACCUUUUGGGAUAUCAGAUGAAGUCAACAAUCUACCAGUAAAUUUGCUUCCUGUUGCAUACUCUAGCCAGAGCCAUGGUCAGAGCUCCUAUUCCUCUGAUGACUUGCCUAAAACUGUUGUGAUGACUCUCAAUCAAGGUUCAAUUGUCAAAAGUAUGGAUUUCCAUCCACUUCAACAAAUUCUACUGCUUGUUGGAACAAACAUGGGCGAUGUCAUGGUGUGGGAUAUAGGCAGCCGUGAAAGGAUUGCGCAUAAAAAUUUUAAAGUCUGGGAACUUGGGGCAUGCUCAGUGGCUUUACAGGCAUCUCUUUCCAAUGAUUGCACAGUAUCAGUCAACCGUGUGGUGUGGAGUCCUGAUGGAACACUAUGCAGUGUAGCUUAUUCUAAACAUAUUGUACACAUAUAUUCCUAUCAUGGUGGGGAUGAUCUUAGAAACCAUCUAGAGAUUGAAGCUCAUGCUGGGAGUGUCAAUGAUCUUGCCUUUUCUUAUCCAAACAAACAACUUUGUGUUGUGACCUGUGGAGAGGAUAGGGUUAUUAAGGUAUGGGAUGCAGUUACAGGUACAAAGCAAUAUACUUUUGAGGGACAUGAAUCACCUGUAUAUUCUGUAUGCCCUCAUCACAAAGAAAGUAUUCAGUUCAUCUUCUCAACUGCAACUGAUGGAAAAAUAAAGGCGUGGUUGUAUGAUAAUGUUGGUUCUAGGGUUGACUAUGAUGCACCUGGUCAUUCAUCUACCACAAUGGCUUAUAGUGCUGAUGGAACAAGAUUGUUUUCAUGUGGCACUAAUAAAGAAGGGGAGUCAUUUCUAGUGGAAUGGAAUGAAAGUGAAGGAGCUGUGAAGCGAACGUAUCAUGGUCUUGGGAGGAGGUCUGCUGGUGUUGUGCAAUUUGAUACUACUAAGAAUCGGUUCUUGGCUGCUGGUGACGAGUUUAUGAUCAAAUUCUGGGACAUGGAUAAUACAAACAUGUUAACAAGUGUAGAUGCAGAAGGUGGAUUACUGGCAUCUCCCUGUAUUAGAUUUAACAAGGAAGGAAUAUUGUUGGCUGUCUCCACAAAUGAAAAUGCAGUUAAAAUUCUAGCUAAUGCUGAAGGGAUUAGGCUGAUUCGGACAGUGGAGAAUCGUCCGUUUGAUGCAUCUAGAGUUGCUUCUGCAGCUGUUGUGAAGGCACCUACUAUUGGAGCUUUUCCUUCUACCAAUGUAGCUGUUGGAACAAGCCUCGCUGAUAGAGCUCCUCCAGUUGCAGCCACAGUUGGGAUUAAUAACGAUACUCGAAGUCUAGCUGAUGUCAAACCCAGAAUUGUUGAUGAAGCUGUGGAUAAAUCUAGGAUAUGGAAGCUAACCGAAAUUAAUGAACCAUCACAAUGCCGCUCCCUGAAACUUCCUGAUAGUUUAUCAUCAAUGAGGGUUUCUAGGUUAAUUUAUACAAACCAAGGGGUUGCAAUUUUGGCUUUGGCAGCAAAUGCUGUUCACAAGCUUUGGAAAUGGCAGAGAAAUGACAGGAACACUUCAGGGAAGGCUACUGCGAGUAUUCAACCACAACUAUGGCAACCAUCUAGUGGAAUAUUGAUGACUAAUGAUAUAAGUGAUACUAACCCAGAGGAUGCUGUGUCAUGUUUUGCACUGUCAAAGAAUGACUCGUAUGUUAUGUCUGCUUCAGGGGGGAAAAUUUCCCUAUUCAACAUGAUGACAUUCAAGACAAUGACAACUUUCAUGCCGCCACCCCCAGCUGCUACAUUUCUUGCAUUUCAUCCUCAAGACAACAAUAUUAUUGCUAUUGGCAUGGACGACUCUUCCAUACAAAUCUACAAUGUUCGAGUGGAUGAGGUCAAAACCAAGCUAAGAGGUCAUCAGAAGAGAAUUACCGGUCUUGCCUUUUCUCACUUUCUAAAUGUGCUUGUGUCAUCUGGAGCUGACUCUCAGUUGUGUGUUUGGAGCACAGAUCUAUGGGAAAAGCAAGCAAGCAAAUUCCUACAAAUGCCCAGUGGCCGAUCACCAGCACCUCUUGCAGACACUCGUGUCCAAUUUCACCUAGACCAGACACAUUUACUGGCCGUGCAUGAAACUCAAAUAGCCAUAUAUGAGGCUCCAAAGUUGGAAUGCCUAAAGCAGUGGGUGCCUCGGGAAGCUAGUGGUCCAAUCACACAUGCUACAUACUCAUGUGAUAGUCAGUUAAUAUAUGUAAGCUUUGAAGAUGGAAGUGUCGGCGUUCUUACUGCCUCAACUCUCAGAUUAAGAUGUAGAAUAAAUCAAACUGCUUAUCUCCAUCCCAAUCCAAGCUUGAGAGUGUAUCCUCUUGUGAUUGCUGCACAUCCCUCUGAACACAAUCAAUUUGCAUUAGGGCUUACUGAUGGCGGAGUACAUGUGCUUGAACCACUAGAGUCAGAAGGUAGAUGGGGUUCUCCACCUCCAACCGAGAACGGUGCUGGGCCUAGCACUACUUCAGGUGCCCCUGUUCCAGAGCAACCUCAAAGAUGACAUCACAUUAUGUAGUACUUUGUUAGGACCUUCUAGUGUGUGUUUGAUUGCAUAUGAUCCCGCCCCCUGGUGCCUCCGUUCGGUUUGCAAGGGGAAGAUGGGGAAGGUAGGUGUCUUUAGGUUAGGAUAAAUCAAUUGAAUCAAUCACCUUGUUAGUGGCUUCCUAACCAAUACCUGCUCCAUGGGAUUGGCAGAGUAUGUUACUCAUCUAGGAUUAUUAGUGUAAAUUCGGCUGGGGCUUUGCAGAGUGGAGGGUCAUUGUUAUUAUUAUUAUUAUUUUGUUUGCCUUUUUACUUUGGGCCUACCUUUAUUUGUGUAGUUUUUUUUUUUUUAAUAUAUAGUGAACUAGUCGUUAUAGUUUUUCUUUUUUCAGCUAAAGUUAGCUACUCUGAUAUUCAGUUUUAUUUUUACCUUCUGUGCAAGGAUUCUUUUAGAGCCAUCAUUAUGAAUGGGUUAAGUGUUUUAUGCAAUGAGGCUUUUUUAUGGACGUGUUAAAUAUCUGCAUUUGGUAUAUUUAGAUCUCGCAAUAACAGUUAUCAAAAUUGACUUUGAAUAUUC
Messenger RNA from Abrus precatorius (Indian licorice), 4247 nucleotides. RefSeq names its product topless-related protein 4-like. The transcript has 26 exons. The record is from RefSeq and is a predicted model, not a curated record. Gene Ontology annotation, biological process: regulation of DNA-templated transcription. Gene Ontology annotation, molecular function: protein binding. Lineage: Eukaryota; Viridiplantae; Streptophyta; Magnoliopsida; Fabales; Fabaceae. Bases 285 to 3689 code for a protein of 1134 amino acids.